Molecule: messenger RNA, 1608 nt
Organism: Penicillium cataractarum
Lineage: Eukaryota; Fungi; Ascomycota; Eurotiomycetes; Eurotiales; Aspergillaceae
Product: amidase signature enzyme
Exons: 6
Coding region: 1-1608 (535 amino acids)
Source: RefSeq, a predicted model, not a curated record
AUGGCUUCUACCAAAGAAUCACUUCCAUGGCAAACCCUUGCCUCCACUCACCGGGACCGAGCCUUUGCAAAUAUCCCCAAAGAGUGGCAUCUAUCACCUGAGAUAUUGUCCGCCAUAUCCCCUGAUGCUCGGAUCAGCGUUGCCCAUAUUCCGGCUCAGUCAAAGAUUCUGAGCCCACGCGAAUUGGAAAUUACGGAGACAUUGGAUGCAACUGCUUUGCUGCAGAAAAUUGGCGCUGCAGAGUACUCUGCCGCAGAAGUCUGUACGGCAUUUUGCAAGCGGGCGGCCGUUGCGCAGCAGUUGACUCAUUGCCUGACUGAGAUAUUUUUUGAAGCUGCUCAAGAGCGGGCAAAAUUCCUGGAUGAGUAUCUCAAGAAGAACGGGCGCCCUCUGGGACCACUCCAUGGUCUUCCAAUCAGUCUCAAGGACUCCCUAAAUGUCACCGGCGAGUACUCCACUAUUGGAUAUGUAUCCUUUAUUAGCCAUGGACCAGCCAAGAAGAACUCUCCUCUGGUGGAUAUUUUGCUCUCCUUGGGAGCAGUUUUGUACGUGAAGACGAACUUGCCCCAGUCAUGCAUGACGGCCGAUUCCCAUAACAACAUCUUCGAUAGAACACUGAAUCCGAACAACCUGGCCCUCACUGCCGGUGGAAGCAGUGGAGGAGAAGGUGCUCUUAUCGCCCUUCGCGGCUCUUUACUCGGUGUCGGCACCGAUAUUGCUGGAUCAAUCCGAAUUCCGUCUAUCUGCUGUGGUACUUAUGGAUUCAGGCCUUCCGCAAGCCGAAUCCCCAUGGGGGGUCAGGCGAUCCCCGCUCGGCCGGGCGUUCCUUGUUUCCUCCCUGUGACCGGGCCAUUGGCAGCAUCCGCAAGGGACCUCCGUCUGUUCAUGGAGUCAGUCAUUCGGGCUGACCCAUGGAAAUCAGACCACAAUUGCCUGCCUAUCAAAUGGAAUGUACCAGAGGAACAGAAGAAACUUCGCAUUGGUCUGAUCCUCGAAGACCCUUUGCGGGCCUGUGAGCCGGAAGUACUUCACACUCUCCAGUCCGCUGCCCAGAGGUUGACAUCGGCCGGUCAUGAAGUCAUUCCCGUGACCAAAUUUCCGUCAAUCGUUGGGGCCGAAAAGCUGGCAUUGUCAUACUUUGCUCUUGACAACGAGCAUUACCCUAUCUAUCAUGCUACUAAAGCUGGGGAGCCUCUAAUUCCCUCUUUGACUGCAGCAAUUGAAGCUGGGUUCGGAUACGAAAAGAAAACAAUGACCCUAGAAGACCUUGUGCAGAUGAAUGUGGAAAAGGAAGAGCUCAUCGAAAAUUGGAACGAGGUUUUCGAGCGUGACUCGUUUGAUGUCCUGUUGACCCCUGGGGCACCUCAUCAAGCAGUCCCACAUGAUACAUACCUCCGCACUACGUACACCAUCGUCUGGAAUCUUGUGGAUAAUCCAGCUUGCAUCAUUCCAAUUGCGACUCCCACGGAGAACGGCCACGAUGCUACAGAGGAUCUUCACGAAGGGACGGUCAAGCACACUGUGCAAGUGGUGGGAAGAAACCUUCAAGACGAGGCAUUGUUGCAUUGCGUAGAGCGGAUCUCGGUAGCGCUUAAUUAUUCCACUUAG